Mus musculus (house mouse) is the source of this 833-nucleotide messenger RNA. It is a transcript of the gene Snrnp25, whose product is annotated as small nuclear ribonucleoprotein 25 (U11/U12). The transcript is spliced from 5 exons. Bases 208 to 579 code for a protein of 123 amino acids. Lineage: Eukaryota; Metazoa; Chordata; Mammalia; Rodentia; Muridae. Gene Ontology annotation, cellular component: nucleus; nucleoplasm. Gene Ontology annotation, biological process: mRNA splicing, via spliceosome. The record is from RefSeq and is marked validated.
ACAAUCACUGCGCACGCGCCUUUUGCUUAUCAACCUGGAAGGCAGGGCAGGCUGGAGGAGCGCCGGAAAGCAACACUAGUCUAGUAGUAGGCAGUCCUGGAGGACCCGGAGGCUGAGGAUCGGCCGGAGGUGCCGGAGGACGACGAGGAUGAUGAGGAGACAUUGCCCCAUUCCGAGGCUGUGGACGUGUUCCAAGAAGGUCUCGCCAUGGUGGUGCAAGACCCGCUGCUCUGCGACCUUCCGAUCCAGGUUACUCUAGAAGAGGUCAACUCCCAGAUUGCACUGGAAUAUGGCCAGGCGAUGACUGUCCGUGUGUGCAAGAUGGAUGGAGAGGUAAUGCCUGUGGUCGUCGUACAGAAUGCCACGGUCCUGGACCUGAAGAAGGCUAUCCAGAGAUACGUGCAGCUCAAGCAGGAGCGGGAAGGCGGCGUUCAGCACAUCAGCUGGUCCUAUGUAUGGCGGACAUACCAUCUGACCUCAGCUGGGGAGAAGCUCACAGAGGACAGGAAGAAGCUCAGAGAUUAUGGCAUCCGGAACCGAGAUGAGGUUUCCUUUAUCAAGAAGCUUAGGCAAAAGUGAACACCAGACACAGUGAUCUGACCUGUCCCAGCAAGAUGGCGCCCUCCGCUUGACCUCAAGGGAAAGGGUGUUGGGGGUAGCUGCAUCCCUGGAAUGCCCAGGUGGAGCUGUCAGCGUGAGCCCUGGGACCCUCGGAUUGUGGAAAAUUCCUCUGCCCUUUACUUUCCUUUGAACUUGGCCCAAAGGUCCUAUGUGGUUGUGGGCCUGGCUUAUAGAAUAAAUGUGUUUGCUUUGUGUCUUGUAAAAAUCAGAAA